AUGGGGAACUGGUCAGAACUUCAUCAAGAUUUAUUAGUGGAAAUUUUGAAAAAGAUUAUAUUUCACGAGGAUUAUGUCACUUUCGGUUGCAUUUGUAGAUCAUGGCUAUUUGCAGCAAGGAAUUAUAAUUUCAGCUACAAGUCUUAUCAGAUUCCUUGGCUUAUGAUUUCGGAAGAAAAUUUUAGUAACUAUAAAAGUUUCUUCAGCAUCUGGAAGGAUCGGAUUCGUGAUGUUUAUUUACCAGAAGCAAGGUGUAAAAUGUGUUAUUCUUCGAAAGGUUGGAUCAUCACAGUUGAUGUAGAUUAUUCUAUGAGUCUUUUACACCCUUUUUCUGGCGUUAAGAUUAAGCUUCCUAAUAUCAUAACUAUCAUGUCUCGUCGGGGUCUGUGUGGGUAUUUAAUCGCCAAAUGUGCCCUAUCCUCCAGUCCUUCAGUAACAUCAGAUUCCAUUCUUGUCGUUAUUUAUGGAGGACGAAGAGAAUUGGCCUACAUUAGACCGGGUAAGAAAAAUUGGAAUCGAAUAGAUAUUCGGGGAUUUCUCUCCGACUAUGUCGAUAUUGUCUUUUACAAUGAUAAGUUUUACGCAGUGAAUAUUAGGGGUGAAAUAUUAGUCUUCGAUUUUAGUGGUGAGGAAGUUGCGGGUCAUGCAGUGGCACAGCUUCCUUCGGAACUCGAUGAAAGAAACGAUGAUUAUAGGGAGAAAAAUAUGUUAUAUUUGGUUGAGUGUGGGGGAGCAUUAUUAGUGGUUUGCCGCAGGGCACAAUAUCUUGUUGUUGAAAAUAUCUUACAUCUUUCAACUUUUGAGUUUCAGAUUUUCGAAGUGGACUUGAGGACUAAUACAUGGACUGUGGUUAAGGAUCUGGGAAACAGAGCACUUUUUUUGGGAAGCAAUGUUGGAGAGGACAAUGGAGUUUAUAAUAUUCAUGACGGUACAACUGUUCCACAUUUUAAGGGUAAGUUUUACAGCGAAUUUAAGGAUUCACCUGUCUGGGUUGAACAGAGUUUUGAUGAAACAGAUAGUUUUCGACAUUUUUACUAAAUUUACUAACAUGUUUGGCUUCUGAUCGUUUUAUUCUAUGGUGCUUGUAGUUUGAAAGUUCUUUUAUUGUGAGGAAAGAUCUUGCUUUGUAUUUUCUUACAUAUUUUAAUAAAAAAUUGUGUCUGGUUUGUUUGUUUACACAUU
Messenger RNA from Mangifera indica (mango), 1182 nucleotides. RefSeq names its product putative F-box protein At5g55150. The record is from RefSeq and is a predicted model, not a curated record. The coding region runs from base 1 to 1038 and encodes 345 amino acids. The transcript has 2 exons. NCBI's taxonomy places the organism in Eukaryota, Viridiplantae, Streptophyta, Magnoliopsida, Sapindales, Anacardiaceae.